UUCGCUUAAUUAGAUGUUCGUUAUUCAUUCCUCUAUAUAUAGACCACUUACAUGGUCUCAAACAAAUUGUUUAACCCAUGUAACGGCACAAGAUAUUUGUUUACCCCCUGGACUCGGAACAGGUUGGCAUCACCUGGAUCGCUUCUCAGAAUAGUCCCUUUGAAGAAUUCAAGGAACAGAGGUACCUGGUAGAGGAAACGUCACUACUACAUGUCCAUUCCAGGAAAACUAGAGCAGGUGUCAUCUAUCAAUGAAAAGGUAAAAUGAUUUGAAUGCCAGAUAUUAGUCAAUUUGUCAAGUACAGUUGGUAAAUCAGUUAUAUCAGUUCAAGUAUAAUUUUAGGGCUAAAUGUUUGCAUAGAAAGAGAGAUUAGUGCAGAUAUGCUUAUAUGUAUGGAAAUAACACUAUUAUAUAUAUAUCAACUAUAUUUUCAUUUUCUAGUAUGUUAUGUUAACUGCUUUCUAGAUCGUAGUCAACUUUUGUGUUCAAACCCCAGAUAGUCUAUAAUUAGUCUGUAAUUGGAUUUCCUUCAUUCAUUUAUUUAUGUAUGUAGGCCAUGUUUUAAAUGCAUCUGUCACAGAUGGGCCAUGAUGUUUUGUUCACAGUCUUCAUCUUAAAAAAUAUUGGGAAAGUAGCUCAGAGCAAUCUCCUCUAUUGGCUACUCUGACUUCCAUGUAUGCUUUAGGGAUGUAACAGAUUCUAAUGCACGCUCGCGACAUCAAUUCCGAGCAUGCCGAAAUAAUGACAUAAUUCUCCAGCGGCAGCACCAACAUUAGACCGUUACACAAGACAUUUUCUAGAGAUAACGUUAGGGUUACCUCAAAGUUGACAGUUGUGUUGUGUUUAACCAAUAAACGUCAACCAUCACUGCAAGCGGCACCCAGAAGUUUGGCGCUGAAAGAGGUCCUACAGGGGAAGUUCCUGCAGUGGAAAGGUCUAACGGUAUCGCCCCUCUAAAACGGCCAACAAGGGCCUGCAGUGGAAAAGCUCCUCUUGUGUGUGAGCAUGUCAAAAGGACUGUGGAAAAAUGUAUGUGUGUGUUUUUCCUGAACAUUAUCUGUCAAUAAUAGUCAUUUAGGGUUACACUGAUCUAUUUUUGACUUGUAUUGCCAAUAUGAUUGUGGAUCUUCUGACACCGGCUCUCCCGAUCCCAUGCACCUCUAAAUAUGCUGUCUCCAUAUAUAGUCCCAGACUAUAUAUGACCAUAUAGUCCCAGACUAUAUAUGACGCUAUACCUAACCCUUUUAGGGUGCUUUCACACUAGAGCUUUUGGGGUGGACCAGGGUCUGCGUGAGCUGUUUCGUUGAUAUGAUGUGUCCGAACUCGGGUGCAGACCAAGGGUUUGGGGUACGGUUCACCUGAACUCCAUUGCAAUUUGUAUUUGGUGUGAAAGCUAUCCGAUCUAACACCAGGAAGAAAACACUAUUUAUGACCACUGAUGGAUACAAAUUCUACCACAAGAAAUCACUGUUAGAUGUGAAAUCAUUUAUUAACAUCCAAUUUUUGAAAAUGAUAAUAGUCCUGAAACAUAUUGACUGGAGGCAUUACAUGAACAUUACAUGGCAACUCAUACUUGCUCUGUAAGCAAAGCUGCAAAUGUAUCUUGCUUUACGUCCUUAUCCAAGCAGCUCGUUUCAUUUAUGGCAGUGAAAAUAACGAAAUUAGCAAAAAGAUGAAGAAAAAAAACAAAUAGAGUGCAGCUUUCCAUUUUUCCUUCCUUACUUUGCAUUUUUUGCUUACUGACAUUGGUAAAUAAAAGCUACAUGUUUAUGCGUUGAUGACAUAAACAGACCAUGGUUUGCAACCAAAUAAUAUAAUGUGACAGGAGACCAGCAUGGGGGAGGUAACGACGACGACACUCACUCACACACACACACACACACACACACAUACUCCAGCAAAACAAACUAAACAAAAACAGCCUUACUGAUUACUGAGAUGCUAAACCACCCAGCGACCCUGAGCGGCAGAGCGCUCUGCUGUUUGUUUGUGUGCCAACGUGCUGCUGAGGAUCUCCCCUCAGUGGUGUAAUGGCAUCAGGAAAGACACAGUAAAUAAAGUUUGACCAUAUUUGGGUGAUUCAAGAGAGGUUUCCUUUUUGUCUUGAUGGCUCCCCUGCCAGGCCUUUUCCUCUUUCUCUCUCUGAACAAAGUCACCAAAGAGCUGAAGAGGGCAAUGCCUCCCGCCUCCCACACACACACACACGCAUGCACACGCAAACACACACACACACACACACACACACACACGCUCCUUCUCUCACUCCUCCUAUCCAUGUAAUCCCUCCCACCCCCACCCUCUGGCUGUCUCAAUCUGCUUCAAAGGAAACCCCACUGUCAGUAUUUGUCUUUAUUGUUUUCUUUGCCUUUUUUUUAUUUUAUGUUUUUCACGUUUCUGCCUCCUGCCACCUUCCUAAGGAGACAAACAAGCAGCCCCCCCCCCCCCUUCUCCCUCUUUAGCCCGGAUGGGGUCUGCUGUGUCCUUAUAUGUACAAAACCCUCAGCCCGGGCAGGAAAGGACAGUUCAUCUGGAUCCGAGUUAUUGUUUCAGGCAGCUGCUGCUUGUGCGAUUUUUUUUUACUGAUAUCAGGAGCGGGUGUUGUUAAAAAUGAGAUUGCACCUUGUCUGAAAAGUAAAAACAUUAGCCUUUUCUGUGUUUUAAAGAAUGCAGUUGGAGAAUGGAUGUACCGGUUUUUAAGCCAUUGUGUCAUUGUCAUGAAAAUAUAUUCUUUUAUUGCUAAUCUCGAAUCCAUCAACAUUAACAGUAGUUGUUUUGUAAUUCUAUGUGGGCUAACUUGUCAGCUUGCUUGUUCUCUAGAUUACAUUAUUUAACCAAUGAAUUUAACAAGAUUAUACCACUUGUCACAAUGAAAGAAGACAUGUAUUUUGUCUACUUCAACACACUCAUUGUGAUAGAAAUGUGGAUGGGCAGUUUACUGUGGUUGUUAUAGUUACCAUUCAAACUUUCCAGAUACAACUUUUGAACCACAUCUGCUUAAUAGGCCAUGUAUUGAUAAACAAAAACACAGAACAACAAACACUUUUAACAUUUACUGGAUUUCACUUCAAUAUAAUUAAUUGCAAGUCAAAAUUAUCUUGCAGUCUUGCAAAUAUCUUGAAGGUCCUGAUUAGUCAUAAAUGCAUUGCAGAUUUCUUUAAUGAAAAUCCUGUCGACCCUCUAGGCUGGGUUAUAUGUUAAAAGAACAUGUCAUACAACAGCAGCAUUAAACAUGAUGCUGCAUUUCAUCCAUCUUGUCGCUGGAUGACUGACAACGGCUACAAUAUAGCACCUGCAGCCCUCGCGGGUGCAGUUUGGCCCUUCUUGGGAGAAGGACCAUUUUGUAGGUCUGUUUGGCGGAGUUGAACUUUAAACUCUUGCGGACACCACGUAUGUGUCGCCUAGUUCUUCCUAUUAUAACAGUUUCUGGUCCGCUUGGAGGACAUGUUCCAUACAUUAAUUGAAAAUUCAUUUUGGUUUUGAAAAUGCAAAUUAGCGCACCAUGGUGCAGCCAAAAGUGGUUAUGGAAAAAACUGUAUAUGUCUGGUCAUACUAGGAUAGAUUGUAUGUAGCUGCAAUUUUUUGCUUAUUUGGCACGCAUGCAAUUUUAGAUUAGAAAAUCUGGAUUAUCUAAAUCUGGGAAAAAAUGAUGUGAUGAACAGUGUGAGCUCUCUGGCAGACCAUUCCUUCUUUUGGAGAUUUCAACCAGAGGGUCAGCUCUUAUCUAACCUGGCUUUAAUGCCCUGACCAUCCUGAAGCAUUUUAUUACAUUUGCGCAUUGUGUGUAUUGCAUCAGGACUGUUACUAAACGAACCGAACUACAAGGGUAGAUAUACUGAGAGGGGCGGAUGGGGCACAUCUGGGUUAAAGCCCGGAAGAGGGUAGGGGGGCAGUGGCCCACUGUGAAGCCCAGGGCAGUGGCCUGGACCUGGGGCCGGUUGCAGGCCACGGCAGGCCAGACUGUCGGCCUUCCGCUCAUUUAGCCUGAACCUGUUUAGUAAUGUUCUCACUUUUCCUCCGACGCCCCCUCGCUUCCGUCCCUCUCACAAUGCCUGGAAGUUGCCUAGACCUACAUCUCCACGUCUCCCAUCGAUGAGUUUUUUUUUUUCUCUCUCUGUUGUUUUCUUUCAGCAAAAGGGCGGAGGAGAGGAUAUAGCAUUAAUCCAUUCUCCAUCCAAACAAACAAGAACACAAGGGGCUGAGACACGCGCCCAACACCCCUCAGUGCAAAACACUGUAGGCUUCCGACUCUCGUUAGCAUAUCAGUCGUGAUCUAUUCAGAUGAAGGUAUUUGGGUUCAAUCCUUAAGUGGACUGAUGAGCCUCUGAGGAUGACUUUCGACCUUCGACCUUCACAUGGCUUGGGUUUGGUCCUCACUUCUAAGAACUGCGUUUAGUACAGUGAGGUUGCUUUACUUGUUGUUCUGCAUUUUUUGGUGCUCGAGAAGAUUUGCAUAGGACCAUCUAUCUAACAAGCUGUGUGGAAAGGUACCAGCAAAGGUAUACAAAAUCCAGAAAUACGGAUAAACUGAUUUUAAUUUGAACUGACACAUUUUAGGUUUUGGAUAAAGGGUUUUAUGUAAGGGUGUCACCAGUCUGCAAGAAGGGGAUGUCUACUCAUGUAUUUCAGGAUGAUGUAUGCAAAUUCUAAUGUCCACAUUGUCUUCUCAUGAAUGGUUAAACAGGCUUUAAAGCAAAUACAAGCAUGUCUCUAAGCAUGGGUGGUUUCUUAAGCACAGGAGUAUGUGUGUGUGUGUGUGUGUGUGUGGAUGAGGUAACUUUCCGCUUGUUUUUAAUUAACAAGGCCCUCCUGUCCCUAUUUCUCUGGCUCCUCACUGAUUCCCUUAUUAUGACGGAUGUCCUGCACGAGCGUUUAAUCCUCAUGUCAGUGUGUGUGUGUGUGUGUGUGUGUGUGUGUGUGUGUGUCUCACACAGGAUGCCUUAAGGAGCUAGCCAGGGCAAGCGGAGGGGUGGGUGUGUGUGUGUGUCUGUGUGUGGGGGGGUCGGGUGUGUGUGUGCUGGGGUUCCAUAGUUCCUGCACAUCUGUCGAGUCCAUUCCUCUGGACUGGCGAGGGGGGUAGGAAAGGGGGUGGGGUGAGUGGGUGAGUUGUUUUUCAGCUGCAGAAAGGGUAUCUCCCCAAAUCACUCUUUUUUUCACCUCUCUCCAUUUCCUUCCCCCGAGUGCCCAUAACAAAACUGCGACCCCUCCUCUCAAAGGAAGCUGGGCAGAGGCUUCCGAUGCCUUCUAUGGAUGGCAGCUGGGAACCCCCCAUUUCUUGAUCUGCUUUUUAGCCAUUCAUAUAGGUCAGACAGGAUUAUGAGCGCAUUAGUAGUCCAGUGAAUGCAAUAUAUGCAUUAUAUUCUUACGGUGUAGUGUGAAUACUAUAUGCUUUUCUGUAGAAUUUAUGUCUUGUUUUUCCAAGUCUUGCGAUUGAUGUAUACACUAUUAUUUUAGACAAAACCUUUUCCCAUUUAUUGUACACCUCUCCUUUUUGAAGCCUCUGUGCUAUGGAUGGUCUACUCUACUACCAGAAGUCCGUAAGCUUGCCAUCAGUUCAACACUAAAAAUCCAAACUAGAAACUUCUUUUAAGCUGAGGACUGUGAAGAGGUCAAAGGUCAGCCCUAUAGUGGAAAGGCAGGUGAGGGGUUGUAUGUUUCUGUGGCCUCAGGUUGUUGAUGAGGAGUUCCUGUCUUUUUGUGCUUCCUCUCAGACCGUUUCCUCUGGCCCGAGGUUCAGUGAGGGCGGUCGGCGUGUUUAGUUGGGCACGCUGGACUCCUGGACAGUGCUGCUUGACCCCUGAGCUGUCUGUCUCAUUGGCAAGGCACUGCACCCCCCCCCCCCCCCCCCCCCCACACACACACACACACACACAAACACACACGAUCACAUGGUCUCUCCCACUCCCACUCCUACUCCCACACACGCUUCUUUCCUGAACAAGGUUUCCGCUCCUGUGAUUACUGUGCAUUGAUGACACGCUGGGAGGUGAAGAAUAAUAAACAACCACCUAAAAAAAAAAAGCAAAGCCCCACUAAAAAUACCUGGAGCUCCUGUACCUCUACCUUUCCUGCAAAGCUUCUAGGGUGCGUGGGUUGCGGAGGAGGAAGGAGGAAGCGAGCAGCCCUGGUCGCCGAGGGACUUCCUGCGCUACUUUAUAAAGCGUCCCCUCCUAGUCUGCCCCUGGGUCAUUGUUAGCCAGCCAGCAGUCAGAAUCGGACAGGGGAAAGGGGUACUUGUUUGUGCUUCUGAUUGGAGUGAUCGAGCAAGGCUGACGAGGACGGGAUAGAGCACGGGUCUCGUCCCUGCUGGUCGGGGUACGAGUAGGGAGCUGGUCUCCCCAUAGCAGAGACUACUGCUAGACUGGACCACCUAUAGUCUCUCUCCAACCAUAUCAUAGUAAGAGGAUGAGCAGAAUGCAGGUGGUGGAAGAACACAGGGCGAGCAGGAGGCACGAAGGGGCCGACACAGAGGCGGCGGAGGGGUACGUAAAGGAGUACACGCGCCACUCCGACGACGUGCUGCUGAACCUGAAUGAGCUCCGCCACCGGGACAUCCUGACUGAUGCCACCCUGAUGGUGGGCAGUGCCAGGCUGCGGGCACACUGUGCUGUGCUGGUUGCCUGCAGUGGUUACUUCUACACACUGGUUGUGCAGCGGGGCCCAAGCCCGAAUGCUGGAGAGCGCGGGGCGUCCUUCUCCCUGCCUUACAGCUUGGAUGCGUCCAGUGUGUCCCUCUUGCUGGACUUCAUGUACACCUCCCGGCUGCCCCUCACCCCACACACUGUACCUGGGGUCCUGGCUGCCGCCACUUACCUGCAGAUGGAGCACGUAGCAGACACGUGCCGAACCUUCAUGCUGAAUAGUGAGAGGAUCCUUGGUUCCCCUCCCUUACUGGAGCUGUCCUCCCAGCCUACUGCUGUGUACUGGGCGCCCCCUGGUGGAGCGCUCUCAGAGUACAGCCCCAACAGCCCCAACAGCAGCAGCAGCAGCAACAGCAGCAACAGCAGCGGCCGCAGCAGCUCUCUUCUGCUGCUCUCCCACACCUCCCACCCUGCAGCCAAGGAGGCUAAGGAGAGGCACGACAUGGCCAGGGUUCCAGGGGAGCAGCGGGCCUCGGUGGAGCAGGGGACUCACCUGAGCCAGGAGCCCAGGCCUCAGAGCCUGAAGCUGGAGGAGUCGGAGCCUGUGGCCCCCUCUCCAGACAGGCCCUCGUGUUCCAACUGUCAGCCCAACUCACCAGCUGAGUCCAGCGGCUGCAACCUCAGCCCCAAAACCAGGAGAGCCAAUGAAGCCAAGCCUGUGCUUGACCCUAAGGUCUGCAACUGGAAGAAGUACAAGUACAUAGUCCUCAACCCCCUCUGUGCCACCAACAUCAAGGAGGAGGAGCAGCUUGUGGGAAGCCCCUCCCCAAAGACAGAGGAUAUGAUGGACACCAAGGCAGCCAAUGACAAGUGGCCAAAGCCAGAGCAGGAGGUGACGGACAGACAUGGGAAGGUGGCAUUGUGCUGUGUUCCCCGGCUGACCCCCCCCUCCACCCUGCCCAUCCCUGGGAUCCGGCCCUGUGCUCUGGACCCUUUCCUGGAGCACCAGACCAUCUUGCCCCAGGGCAACCCAGCCUCCUGCUCACCUUAUCUACCACCUUGCCCACCUGAGCCGGAGACAGCCAAUCAGAGCAGCCACUCACCCUGUAAACAUCCAAUCAAACGUGAGAGCCACUACUCCCUGAUCUGUUACCCAGGAAACCUAAGUGUUCCUAAACCUUCAUCCACAGGUGACAAGCCGUAUCGCUGCAACGUAUGCGGGGCCCAGUUCAACCGGCCCGCCAACCUGAAGACCCACUCCCGCAUCCACUCUGGAGAAAAGCCCUACCACUGCGACACCUGCGGUGCCCGAUUCGUCCAGGUAGCUCACCUGCGUGCCCAUGUCCUGAUCCACACUGGAGAGAAGCCAUACCCCUGCCACACCUGUGGCACUCGUUUCCGCCACCUGCAGACGCUCAAGAGUCAUCUGCGUAUACACACUGGGGAGAAACCUUACAGCUGUGAGAAGUGCGACCUGCACUUCCGCCACAAGAGCCAGCUACGCCUCCACCUGAGGCAGAAGCACGGCGCCAUCACCAACACCAAGAUCCGCUACAAGGUGCUCAGCGACCCCUACCAGCCCGCCAUGCUCCAGGCCUGCUGAGCUCCACCUGGACACACACACACACACACACACACACACACACACACACACACACACACACACACACACACACGAAGUGAGGAGCGAAACAUUGCCAUGGCCGUUAGGUUCAAAGCCAGAGGUUUGAGGGGUUAGUCUUAGUGUUUCAGUGCCACUUGACGCCAUUGUCACCUUCUGCUUGUCAGUGAAUGUGGUGACUUUAACAAGGGCAUUAUUUAUUAUUUCUAUUCACCCUCACAUUAAUUUAUUCUGUAUGAGUUAAGAAGUUGGGCUUUCAAUCUGGAGAUGAAUGUGAUGUUAAGAGGCUAGAAGUACAUUGUAAUGGUUAUCAAUCGUGGUGAUUGAGUGGAUGGUCUGAGGGGAGAGAGUUUGAGGUGAUUUGAAGGAAUUUGAAUGUGAAUAGUUGAUGGUUGAGAAGAGGUAUUAUGGAUAACAUUAUGAAAAGGAAAAGGAAUUUGAAAUUAAUGUUUUGCUGGAAGAGGGACAUAGCAUGUUGAUGAAAAUGGCAAGAAAGUGACAAACUCUAUUUAUGUGGUUUUUUUUUUAUAUUUAUGUUUUCAUUUACCAUUCUGUCAGACAUUCCAAAGAGACUUUUUUUAUUUUGCCACAGAGCAAGUAAUCUCUCUUGGUUUUGCUCUUUCUAACCCUAGGCAGCCCAAGAAUCAUCUAAACAAUAUUCUCUCAUACAAAUGUAUGAGAAAAGCUCAAAGGUGAUCAUGUCAUUGUGUCACAGUAUGGUUAUUAUCUAACUUACUAACUCAUGAAUGUGUUACAUCUCCUGGCCUGGAGCCUAGGAGUUUUUGUAGUUUUACAUGAAAGAAAUUCUUCUUUGUAGCAGCUGAACCUCUGUCGCUCCACGUCUCUCAUAUGUUAUUAUUAUUAUCAUCAUUGAUAAUGAUAAUAUCAUUAUUAUUAUCAAUAAUGAUAUUAUCAUUAUCAUUAUUAUUUAAGCAACGACACAUUAUUAUUGGACACUGGUGUAUAAUGACAUUCUUAAAGUGAGAAGUCCGAGCGGGCCGAGGACUGUAUGUUAAGCAAGCAAAGGAAUUGUAAUUGUAAAGGUUGGUUUUGUGAUUCCAAGUUAUAUGGAGCUCUUUUGCUGGACAAAGAAAAGACCUGGUUUUAUAUAAAUUAAAGAGGAAAUAAUUGCUAUGCAUUUUGAAA
Clupea harengus (Atlantic herring) is the source of this 9345-nucleotide messenger RNA. RefSeq names its product BCL6B transcription repressor (gene bcl6b). The record is from RefSeq and is a predicted model, not a curated record. Gene Ontology annotation, biological process: regulation of transcription by RNA polymerase II. Lineage: Eukaryota; Metazoa; Chordata; Actinopteri; Clupeiformes; Clupeidae. Gene Ontology annotation, molecular function: RNA polymerase II cis-regulatory region sequence-specific DNA binding; DNA-binding transcription factor activity, RNA polymerase II-specific; protein binding.